Messenger RNA from Amphimedon queenslandica, 718 nucleotides. RefSeq names its product TNF receptor-associated factor 4-like. The record is from RefSeq and is a predicted model, not a curated record. Lineage: Eukaryota; Metazoa; Porifera; Demospongiae; Haplosclerida; Niphatidae. The annotation marks the transcript as partial. Gene Ontology annotation, molecular function: zinc ion binding. The transcript has 2 exons.
AUGCAGCUGUGUCAACAAGAGUACUGGUUAUUAAGUAAUAAUAAUUAUUUAAUAAACUUAAGAGCUGCUGCUAAUGACCAUCUUGGGAGCUCAUUUGUGGAGAGUUUUAAAGAUCCAGAUAGCUCUUACGGUGGAUAUGAUUAUACUUUUGUUGAUGGUGACCCACCAGGCAACUACAUCUGUCUCAUAUGUACUUUAGUGUCACGUGAUCCUCAUCAAGUCUCCUACUGCUAUAACAUCUACUGUAAGAGUUGUCUGGAUAAGCACAGGAAGAAAUCCUCAAUGAAUGGAACAUUCAGCUGUCCUGCUUGUCGUAAGCUACUGGAUUCAAGAAGCUACUUUAAAGAUGGAAGGAUGGAGCGUGAGAUAAAGGCCCUUAAAGUUCAAUGCAUUAUUGAGGAGUUUGACUGGAAAGGAACUCUUGGUGAUAUUGAAGCACAUGUCAUGGGCUGUCCUUAUCGAAUGGUCGACUGCUCUCUGGGAUGUGGGGAAAAGAUUUGUUGUAGGGAAAUGGAAACUCACCUCAGAGAUUGUCCAAAGCGUAUAGUCAGUUGUCCGUAUUGUAAGAAAGAAGGUCCUCAUGACAUCAUAACAAGCAGUGCUCAUCUUGACAGGUGUUAUUCCUGCCCAGUCAAAUGCUGCAAUGAAGGUUGUGAAUUUAUUGAAGAACGCUUUUGGUUCAAACAUCAUGAAAAACGUCCUAAAGCUAUUGUUUACU